AUGGUCGAAUAUCUCAGCCGUGCCCCAGGCCCGACCAUCGUGGUCGAUAAUACCUCAGACCUCGGCCUCGCACAGACAUAUCCCAUCUUCCUCAAAAAGGGCAUUUCAAUAGUAACCCCAAACAAGAAGGGAUUCUCACAGGAUAUCAGUCUCUGGAAUGAUAUUUUCGCUGCUGCAACAGAAGGAAAUGCUCUCGUGUACCAUCAGUGCACAGUGGGUGGUACACUACCGGUUCUCUCAACGCUGAGAGAUUUGAUAGCGACCGGUGACGAAAUUGUCAGAAUCGAGGGUGUUCUCUCAGGCACUCUGUCGCAUUUACUCGGUACAUACAUGCCUGGAUCUGGAACAUCGACGGAGAGUUGGAGUUCACUGGUCGCUCACGCUCGAGAGGCUGGUGAGACGGAGCCAGAUCCCCGAGAUGAUUUGAACGGCCUUGACUUUGCUCGAAAACUGACUAUAAUUGCGCGAAUCAUUGGCCUCAAGGUUACAGGCGCAGAUGAAUUCCCAGUUGAAUCGCUUAUCCCUGUGGAACUGAAGUCAUUGCCAUCGUCUAGCGAGGGCGUUGAGCAAUUCAUGAACCAAUUGCAUAGGUUCGAUUCCCGAAUGGAUGAAGCGAAGGAGGCUGCCCGGAAACAGGGGAAGGUGUUGCGCUACGUUGGUAGUAUUGAUGUGCCGACAAGAACCAUCAAGGUCGGACUCGAUCAGGUUGACAAGAAGAGCCCAAUUGCUGGGCUGGUGGGUAGUCAAUUUGUGAGCAUGUACACUAAACGAUACAAGGAGACCCCCCUUAAUUCUACAGGGAGGCGGCGGUGGAGGCGAGAUCACGGCUAUGGGAUUGAUGGCCGAUCUACUCAAGGUGAUGGAGCGACUAGGAUAGAUUAA
Messenger RNA from Penicillium manginii, 882 nucleotides. Its product is annotated as Homoserine dehydrogenase. The transcript has a single exon. The coding region runs from base 1 to 882 and encodes 293 amino acids. Gene Ontology annotation, molecular function: NADP binding; aspartate kinase activity; homoserine dehydrogenase activity. NCBI's taxonomy places the organism in Eukaryota, Fungi, Ascomycota, Eurotiomycetes, Eurotiales, Aspergillaceae. The record is from RefSeq and is a predicted model, not a curated record. Gene Ontology annotation, biological process: L-homoserine biosynthetic process; aspartate family amino acid biosynthetic process.